Messenger RNA from Plasmodium gallinaceum, 9339 nucleotides. RefSeq names its product conserved Plasmodium protein, unknown function. Lineage: Eukaryota; Apicomplexa; Aconoidasida; Haemosporida; Plasmodiidae. The record is from RefSeq and is a predicted model, not a curated record. The transcript has a single exon. Gene Ontology annotation, cellular component: spliceosomal complex. Gene Ontology annotation, molecular function: RNA binding; metal ion binding. Gene Ontology annotation, biological process: regulation of mRNA splicing, via spliceosome. The coding region runs from base 1 to 9339 and encodes 3112 amino acids.
AUGAAUAUUAUUUAUAAUGUUACAAGUAUACCUGUAGGUAAUAAUUAUAUUCUGUGUACCUAUAAUUUUUUGAAUUAUAAAAGUUAUAUUUUUUACUUUAUAAAGAAAUUUCAAGUUUACAUUUUCUUUAAAAAUUUAUAUAAUAAAAUUAAUAAUAAUUAUAUUUUUAAAGAAAUAAAUUACAAUUAUACAAAUAAUUAUCAAUAUAAUGAAACUAUGUUUUCAGAAGAAGGCAUGUAUUUUAUUUUUUUUUUAAUUAUUUAUAGAUUUAUUAAAUUUUUAUAUUUUUAUAUAACAAAAGAAAAACAAGAUAUGAAUGGAUAUAUAAUAAAUAGAAAUGAUUUUAACAAUGAAAUAAAAGUAGAGAAAAACAAAAAUGAUAAAAAAAAAUUUAAAAAUAAAGAAGAAUUGGAUAAUUCUAAAGAAAAAAAAGAAAAUAGUAUAGAAUAUAUUAAAAGGAAAAAACUAGAUACAUUUAAAAAUGAACAAAUUAAUAUAAAAAAUGAUAUAAAAAGAAUUGUAAUACUAGAAAUAAAAAAGAAUAAAAUGAAUGAAAUUUUAUAUUUAAUGAUGAGAUAUUGUUUGAUUUAUCGAAGAGUAAGUUUUUUUUUUAAAUUAGGAAAAUUUGUAAAUUUUAAUAAUAUUCACAUUAAUCUAAUACAUGAUAGAAAAAAAUAUAUAACAAUUACAAUAGACAAUAUAAUAUAUAAAAAAAUUUAUUAUAAAAAAAUUUUAAAAAAAAUUAAAUAUAACAAUAGGUCAAUUAAAGACAUUAAAUUAAGAAAAAGAAAUUCUUAUCAAUUAAGAAAUAUAAUAAAUAAGCAAAUUUUAAAUAAAAAAAAUAAAUUUAUCAAAAAAAAAUAUCUAUUAUAUAAAAAUUCGAAAUUUUUUAGUAUUAUAUCUUAUAUUUUUGUAGAGUUCGAAAAAAAUUAUAGGAUAUAUAGGAAUAAUCUUCUCAAAUGUUUGAAUAUUUUUGCAAAAUAUAUACUUAAAAUGAUUUAUUUUUAUCGGAAUUACACAAUUUUUAAAGGAAUAAAUAAUGCUUUUAUGAAAAACAUAAAAAUUAUUCAUUUCUUGAAACAUUUUUUUUAUGAAAAUAAACAUAUUUUAAAAAAUUUGAGUUAUUAUUUUUGUUACAAAAAUGUAAUUAAAAUUUUUCAAAAAAUUUAUAUUAACAAUUGCCUUAUUCAUUAUACAAGUGAAGCAAAUUAUAUUAAAUGUAAGGAUUUAUAUAAUGAGAGUAUUAAUAAAUAUAAAAUGAUUAGUAACAAUUAUAAAUAUAACAAAUAUAAUUAUGUUAUGAAAUAUAUCUGCAACAAUAAUAAUAAUAUUAGUAGUAGUAGUAGUAGUAGUAAUAAUAAUAUUAGUAGUAGUAGUAAUAAUAAUAUUAGUAGUAGUAAUAACAAUAAUAAUAAUAAUAAUAAUAAUAAUAAUAAUAAUAAUAAUAAUAAUAAUAAUAAUAAUAAUAAUAAUAAUAGUAAUAGUAGUAAUAGUAGUAAUAACAAUAAUAAUAAUAGUAAUAAUAAUAAUAAUCAUAAUAAUAAUAAUAGCUAUAGUAGUAAUAAUAAUAAUAAUAAUAAUAGUAAUAGUAGUAAUAGUAGUAAUAAUAAUAAUAAUGGUGAUGAUGAUGAAGAUAAUGAUGAUUUGAAGGAUACAAAAAAAUUUAAAGAUUUAAAUUAUUUAAAAAAAAAAAAGAAAGAAAAAGAAGAUGGAAAAUAUGUUUUUCUAUGUAAGAAAAAUAUAAUUAAAAACAUCAGAAAAAAAGGAAAAGAAGAUGGAAAAUAUGUUUUUCUAUGUAAGAAAAAUAUAAUUAAAAACAUCAGAAAAAAAGGAAAAGAAAAUAUUUUUAAAAUUAUAUUUAGAAAAUAUAAAAGAAAAUUAAAAAGACAUAAACACGAUGAAGCUUUCUACAUUACUUUAAAGAAGUAUAAAAGAUUAUGUAUGAACUUAAAAAUUUUGAAUAAAAACUUAAAUAAAAGUGUAAAAAUUAAUAAUAAGCUUAAAAGAAUAUUUUAUGGAAAUUUCUUACAUAAACGUUGUUCAUCUAACAAAAAAGGAAGUAUUUUUUAUAAUGAUUUAUAUACUAAUGAAAAAAUUUUAUUCUUACUAUUCCUUCUAUUAAAACAUAAAGAUAUUACUGAGAAUUUAGUAAUUAUUAAUAAUAAAAUUUAUGAUAUUAUAAGAAAUAAUAAUUCUCUUAUUUGUUUAAACUCAUUGAUAAAUGAAAAUGAUUUUUAUUUAAAUAAUACAUUUAAUUACCAUAGCUAUAAGGAAUAUAUUUUAAAUUAUAUUUUAAAAUCAUUAUAUAAUUCAAAUAAAUCCUUUGAAUUUAAAAAUUUUGAAAAAAAGUUAAAAAGAAUAUAUGGACUACAUAAAAAUAAUUUUUGUUACAAUAUCUUUGAUCAUCAAUACAAAAAUAGUGAUUAUUUGGAAAAAUUAAAGAAUUUAAAACAAAAAGACGAUGAAAAUAUUUAUAAAACUGAAAAUUUUGAAGCAUUUAAUAAGAGUUACUAUGUAAACAAGGAUACAUUGAGACAUAAAGAAAAUGUAAGAUUAAAAAUAAAUAAUGCAAUAAAUCAUGCAAAUAUUUUUAAUGAUGAAAAUUCUGUUUAUUUUUAUGAAUCUUCUUGUGAAGAAAACAUAAAUGGAAAUUUCGAUUAUGAAUUAAAUAGCGACACUUUUAAUAAUAAUUGUAUACUUAAAUAUGAUAAAAAUUUAACUGAAACCAAUAAUAAAUAUAACAAAAAUAAUUUGGAUGAAAAUAAUCUAAAUGUAAAAAUUUUGAUUGAAAACAAAUUUCUUAAAAGUAUAAAUGAAAAUUUAAAUGAAACGCAUGAUAAAAAAUAUAUGAAUGAUCACUUAUAUAAAUUUUUUCAAGAUAGUCAGAAUGAAUUAUUAACAUAUAUAAGUAUUCUAAUAAAUAAUUAUAUUAGUAAUAUUAAUAAUAAUAUUAAUAAUAAUAAUUAUUAUUAUAGUUCUUUUAAUAAAAACAAUAAUGACAAAGAAUAUUAUGAUAAAUUAAAUAUUAAAUUAAAAAUAGAAGAAAAGGAUAAUUCAAAUUAUGAAAAUUUUAAAAUAAAUUUAUAUAACAAAAUUAUAAAAAUUUUAAAUGUACUAGAUGAAAUAGAUAAUUAUAUUGUAAAAAAAUCUAAUAAUAAUGUUGAAAAUAAAAAUUACAUAAAUAGUAACACCUUAAUUAAUAUAAACAAAAACAUUAAAGAAAGUAACAAUAUAAAAGAUUCAGAAAAAGAACAGAGCUUAUUAGAUGAAGAAAAUAUGAAUUUAAAAAAAAAGAAUCAUGAAGAUAAAAAAUAUUUUUAUAAUUUAAGUAUUGAAAAUGAUAAAGGAAACAUAAUAAAAAACAUUGAUAUCUCUAAUAUAAAAGAAGUUAAAAAAAAUAAUUGCAAUGUAAAAACAGAUUAUCCACAAAAUAAUAAAAAAUAUGAAAAAGAUGAAAGUGAAAGAAGUUCUUUUAGUAAUCAAAUUAAUUGUAAAACAAACACUAGGAAUGAUAUGAAAAUUAAUUUGAAAAAUUUAAAUAAUGAUAUAUAUAUAUAUAAUGAAUUUAGUAAAGAGAAUAAUAUUUAUUUAGAUAGGAACAAUAAUAAAUGUAUUGAUGAUUGUGGUGAUGAUAUAUCUUUUGAUAAAUUUAAUGAUAAUGAUAAAAAAGAAAAAAGUAAUUAUAUAGAUAAUAAUAUAAAAAAAAGUAAUGCUUAUAAUGAAGAUGUAAAUAAGAUAUACAAUAAUUUUAAAGAAGAAAUAAACAAUUUUACCAGUGAUAAUAAUAUUAAUAUGUGUGUAAAUAUUAAUAAAAAAAAUUUAUCUAAUUAUUAUCCUAACAUUAUAAACAACAAAAAUGAUAUAAAAAAUAAAAUGAAUUCAGUUAGUAAAAGUUUUGUUCUAAAUAAAAAUGGUAAUGAUAAUGAAUCUAUUUUUAGUAGUAAUAUAAAAAAUAAUAUGAAUGAAAGUAUUAAUAAUGAAUGUAAUAAUAACGUUUGUAAUUUUAUAGAUAAUAAAUUAACGAAUGAUGAAAUUUUUUUAGAAAAAAACAAUAAUAUAAAUAAUUUUGUAAAAUUUCAAAAAGAAGACAAGUUAAAUAGUUUGAUGCAUUUAUAUUUAAAAAAUAUGACAAUAUCAAAAAAUGAUAACAUAAUACACAAAAAUGAGCAGGAAUUUAAAAAUAAUACCUGUUCUAAUAUAAAUAUAGGAAAAAAUAUAGUUAAUAUAAGUUGCGAAAAUUUUAUAAGAAAUGAAAAUAAAAGUGAUGAUAGCAUUCAAAACGAAUAUAAUAAUUUUUUAUCAGAUUAUUCCCAAAACAAAAUAAUAAACAAAUCAGAUUUUAAUAUAGAAAAAAAUAUAAAUGAAAAUUUAUUAAAUGAUGAAAAGUAUUCUUUUUAUAUGCAAAAAAAUUCAAAUGAAGAUAGAGAGGUAUCUAAUUUUUUGGGUUAUUCUGAAUGUUUUACUAAAAAUAUGAACAAAAAUAUGAAUACUGAUAAUAACAACCUAAAUAAAAUUGACAAGGAUAGCAUAAAAAUUAAUGAAGACGCUGAAUAUUAUUUAGAAAAUAAUAAGGGCAAUAAUAAUUUUAUAAUUAAUAAUUAUAAUAAUUAUAUAGAUGAUUUUAGUAGCACUUUCAAUUGCAAAGAUAAUUUUAAUGACUUUGAUGAAUUUAAUGAUAAAACAAAUAUGGAUGAUUUUAAUGAAUUUAAUGUUGAAAUUGAUUUUAAUGAUUUGAAUAAAUAUAAUGACAAAAUGAAUUUAGAUUAUUUUAAUGAAUUUAAUGUUAAAAUUGAUUUUAAUGAUUGGAAUAAAUUAAAUGAAAAAGGCAUUUUUGAUGAUUUAAAAAUCUUUAAUGAUGUGAACUUAACAAAUAAUGAAAAUAAUAAAAUAAAUAAAAAAAAAGAAAAAAACAUAAAUUUUUAUAAUAGUGAUACUAAUAAUUGUAAUGAUAAAAAUACUAAUAAUGGUGAUUGUAUGAAUGAUAAUAAUAAUACAAAUAAUAAUUAUUUUAAGAUAAAAAAUCCUAAAAGUGAUGUUCACAUAAAAAUAGAUUUGAAUAUUGAUUGUAAUAACUUUAAUUUUAAUACAAAAAAUAAUAAUAAAAUGAAAGAAUAUUAUAAUUCAAGUGAGGAAUUAUUAAGUAAUAGUAGCAAUACGGAGAGUACGAUUGCAAUUAGCUAUGAUAACAAUAAAGCAUAUAAAGAUGAUAUCACUAACAGUAGUAAAAUAUUAACCCAAUUGGAUAAUUAUGAAAUAAAUAAAAAUAAUGAAAUUCCAUUAAAAGAUAUAACAUUGAAUAAUAUAAGAAAUUCUUUCAAUUAUGAUUAUGAAUGUGAAAAUAUAAAUAACAAUGAAUUGAGUGAUUACUUAAAUUUUAAGAGCAAAAUAGAUGUUUUUACUUAUGUAGAAAAUGAUUUAUUAAAUUAUGAGAAUGAAGAAGAUAAAAAUUAUAUGUAUACAAAACUAAAUGAAAUGAAUAUAAAUGAUAAAAAUAAUAAAAUAUUGAGUGACUCUUUAAAUUCUUUUAAAAGAUCAAAUAAUAGAUCUAGAACAUCACCACCACAAAUGCAUUAUAAUGAUAAAGAAAUGAUGAAAUAUUUAGAAAUGAAUCAAGGAAUAAAUAAUGAUUAUUUAUAUGUAUUUGAUAUUAAUAAUAUGUGUAAUGAAAGUGAUUUAUUUAGUGAAAACAUAAACAAUGAAGUUUUUUAUAAUUUAAAUACUAUUAAGAAAGAAAAAUAUAACAAUGAAAAAAAAGAGGAAGAAAAAAUAGAUGGAAAAGAAGUAGAAGAGGAAGUAAAUGAAGAAAAAAAAAAUGGUAAACAAAAUAAUAAUAGAAAAGGAGAAGAUGAAAAUUUUUUGACCAAUAUAAAAAAAAUUAAAGAGAAUAUAAUAAAUGAAGAAACAAAACAAGAUGAAAAGAAACAAAUAAAAGAUGAUAAUAAUAAAAUAGCUGAUAAUGAAGAUAACAUGAAUUUAAAAAAAAAUGUUAAUUUUACAAACACUUUAAAUAUUGUGAAUGAUAAUGAAAUUAAUAUUCAAAAAAAUGUAAGAUCAAUUACAAUGGCAGAAAAUAAAAUGAAUAAUGUAGUAGAAAAUACAACAAAUAUGCAAGACAUUUUACAUAUAAAUGGGCAAUGUAAACCAUGUGCUUUUUAUUAUAAUAAAAAAAAAGGAUGCAGAAAUGGAGAUACUUGUGAAUUUUGUCAUCAUAUAGAUCAUUCGAAUUUAUCAUUAAAACAAUGGAAAAAACAGCAAAAGAAAAUGAUUAAGUUAGGUAUUCUUAGUAUUGAUAAUAAGUUAAAAAAAGAAAAUUUAAAUACAGCUUUAAAUGAAAAUAAUAACUGUACUACAACUUUAAAAAACAUAAAUAGUAUUAUUUUAAAUAGUGUUAAUAAUAAUACUAAGUUAAAUUUAAAUAGUAAUAAGGAAACUUGCACUUUUAUUUUAAAGAAUUCUAAUAAUAAUAAAGUAAAUUCUAAUAUUAAUGAUCUUAAUAAUAAUGUAAGAAAUGGAAAUAAUAAUAACGAUAAUCAGAAUAAUGGUAACAAUAUUAUUAAUAACAAUAAUAAUACUACAAACAAUAAUAACAUUAAUAAUAAUAAAAAUACGAAUAUUAAUAAUAAUAAUGGUAAUAAUUGUAACACCAGUACGAAUAAUAAUAACAAUAAUUGCAAUAAUAAUAUCACUAAUACAAAUAUUAAUAAAAAUAUUAAUAAAAAUAAUAAUAAUAAAAAUAAUAAUAAUAAUACCAAUACAUUAUCUACUAAUACUAUAAAUAAUAAUAACUGUACUAAUAGUAAUUAUAAUAAUAAUAGUAAUAAUACUAAUAAGAAUAUAACAAUUACUACUACUACUACUACUAAUAAUAGUAAUAUUAAUCAUACCAUUAAUAAUUAUAAUAAUAAGAAUAAUUUUAAAAAUGAUUCUAAUACGAAUAAUACUAGUAUAAUUAAUAACAACAGUAAUAAUAAUUAUAAUUAUAAUAACAUUAAUACUACUAAUAAUAGUAUUAAUGUUAGUAAUAAUAAUGAAGUUAAUAGUAGUAUCAAUAUUAGUAAUGAUAUUAUUACUAAUAAUAUCAAUAAUACAAAUAUUAUAAAUAAUAAUAAUAAUAAUAAUACUAGUAACAAUAUAAAUACGAAUAUUAAUAAUGAUGAAAUUAUUGAUAAUAUAAAUAUGAGGAGUAUUAAUAAUAGUAAUAUUAAUGAUAAUAGUAUUAUUAUUAAUAAUAAAACUAAUAAUGCAUAUAUUAGUAAUGAUUUAAAAAUCAAUCACAUGAAUACAAAUAACAUUAAUAAAAUAAAUUGUAAUGGCGUUAAUUCAAAUAAUAAUAUAAAGAAUUCAUUCAAUAAUAAUAAAAUCGCAAGUUUAAGCAUUAGUAAUAAUUUAAAUAAUAAUUUUAUAAAUUCAAAUAUUAAUAAAUCAAGUUUAAAUAAUAAUCGUAUUAUGAAUAAUAGUAGCAAUAAUUCUCAUAAUAAUUUAAUCUAUUCUUUUAUUCCAAAUAUAACGAGAAACUAUUCCUUUGAAUUGCAUAACUGUUAUAAAAAAAAUGAUACAAAUAGUUUAUUUAAUAACUCUAAUAAUAUUCAUAACUAUGUAAAUGAUGAUGAAAUAAAAAAUACAAAAAAUUUAAAUAAGCAGAAUCAGUCAAAUAAUUUAAAAAAAUAUAUUUUUAAUUAUGAUAUAAACAAAGUAAAGUUUAUGAAUGAUAAUGAAAAGGAAAAUGAAUAUUCUGUUGAUCAUUAUUUAAGAGAUAACAACAGGGGAAAGAAUAAAAAUAAUAAAAUAAUAGCAAACAAUAAUGAGGUAGUUCAAGCAAAUCAUUUAAAUAAAAAUGAUAAAAAAAAUUUUAAUUGUGAUAAAGACUCUCAUAAUAAUAGCUUAAAUAACAUUAAUAUAAAAUUUAAUAAUUCUUGUUAUGAAAACUUCUAUAGAAGAGAAAAAAAAAACGCUAAAAUUGAUGAAGAAUUAAUGAAAAUUAGUAAAAAUGAAAAAUUUAUAAGUAAAAAUAUUGAUUUAAUAAAUUUAAAGGAUGAUAUGAAUCCUAUCAGUAUCAACACAGAUGAAAGUGUAAAAAAUCAUUUAAAUAAAAAAAAUAACAUUUCUUCAAAUAAUUGUAAUAAUGAAAAUGAUAUAUUAAAAAAAAAGGAAAUGAAAGAAGAAUACAAUGAGAAAAAUUCUAUAUAUUUAGAUAAAAGAAAAAAUAAAUUCAAUCAAAAUAUUGUAAAUAACAACAUAGUUGAUGUAUCAAUUAAUAAAUUAUUUCAUCAAUUAGAUAAUUCAAAUAUAAAUUUAAUGGAUAAUAGAUUAAAUAAAAUAAAAGAUAAAAAAAAUAAUAUGAUAGAAAAUCUUCAAAAUAAUACUAACGGGAACAUAUCAAAGGAAUCUAUAAAAAUAAAUGGUAACAAUUUAAAUAAAAAUAAUAGAGAGGUAUGCCACAAUGUAUAUAAUAGUGUUAAUAAAAUAAAUGAUAUAAUUAAUUACUCAAUUAAUGAUAUGUAUAUUGAGAAAGAUAUUACAAAAAAGAAUGUUAAUAUAAGUGAAUAUUAUAAUAAUGAUCAUUUUAAUCAUGAUUUUGAUAUAAAUAAUCAUUUGAGUGAAAUAUUUGAGUUUAAAAAAAAUAUUCAUCAUAAUGCUUUAGAUAAUUUAAAUGAUAACAUAAGUCAGCAUAAUAAAAUAAAUCAUUUAAACAUAGAAAGGUUACGAAACAAGAAUAUUUAUGCAAAUAAUUCAAUAGUCUCAAAUAAUAAUAAUUUAUCAGAGAAUUUAAUAAAAAAAGAUAAAAGCAUAUCCGAUCUUCUAAGAAAUAAUGUGAAUACAUCAUCUGUUAGUUAUAUAAAUGAAGAAAAUGAAGGGAAAUAUUAUUCUCUUAAAAAGAAUAUAAAGAAUUACAUAAAUGAAAAUAUUAGUGAAGAGAAUAAAAAAAAUAAUAUUCAAAUAAAUAGCUUAAAUAGUAAUAAAAUGCAAGCUAAUUACGAAAAAAAAAACAAUGAAAAUUCAUUUAUGUUCAUCAAUAAAAAUAAUAAAAAUUCUUAUAAUAAUGUUAAUCUAAAUAGUAACUAUAAUUUAUGUAAUAAUUAUAAAUCCGAUAAUAUAAAUAUUGAAAUAUCCUCAUCAAUAGAUAAUAUAUUUUAUAAAAAUGAUGAUUUUAAUUUUACCUACAGUGAAUUAAAAACUAAUACACACACACAAAAAAAAAAUAUGUCACAAAAAGAAAAUAAUAUUUUUGAAGAGUUAAAAGAUGAUAAUGAUACAUAUACAAAUAGUUAUUUAAUAAAUAACUGCUGUGUUAUUAAUAAUAAAUUAGAUAUUAAGCCAAUUAAAAUUAAUGGAAAAUAA